AUGUCCGAUUAUACCGUUGAUAAGUCUGCUGCGGACCAGCCCAUCAAUGGGUUCAAGCCGUUAUCGAACGCGGACGGGUAUUCCCUGCCUACGACCGGAGAUGACCUCUCACGUCUGAGUGCCCGUGGAGAUUUUUCAAUGGUCAACGGGAUCCCCAUGGAAGAGGUGGAUGACGAUGACGAAGAGGUCGACGAAGACUACGUUGCAGUGGACCAUGACGAUAUUAACGAAUUUCCUUAUUGGUUCCGUCGCCCGCCUGUGCAUCAACGCACCAAGCUGGACGAGUUGCAUCCUUUUGUGCAGGUCUUGACUGUGUCGAAUGUGGAGGACUGUGUCAACGUGGAGAGCGCGUUUCCCGAACAAGAGCGCUGUACCCGAGAGAAGUUUGUAUAUCGCCUGAACCGAUGCCCUGAACUUUGCUUGGGUCUCUUUACACUUCCUAUCUUAGGAGAGGACCAGCCGAAACCUCGUCCGACCUUGGUUGGGCACAUCGUUGCGACUCGCAUUUCGACUCCGUUUGUGACCGACAGAGCUAUGGAGCUUCCCGCGAACUGGCAAACCGAGCGCAUGGCUGUGGAGAACGGAGAGACUGUCGGCCAUGACGAAGAUGGUGGCACGAUUGCUAUCCAUUCCUUGGCUGUUUUGCCGGAGCACCAGGGCAAGCAGGUUGCCACCACGUUGUUGAAGUCCUACAUCCACAGGAUCAGAGAAGCACAGAUCGCCGAGCGCAUUUCUAUCAUAGCCCAUGAUCAACUGGUGCCAUUCUACGAAUCUUUUGGAUUCGAGAACCGUGGUCCUAGCAAGUGUCAGUUCGGCGGUGGCGGUUGGACAAAUUUGGUGUUGGAUUUCAUCGGAGAGUAA
Messenger RNA from Aspergillus bombycis, 861 nucleotides. Its product is annotated as polyamine acetyltransferase. NCBI's taxonomy places the organism in Eukaryota, Fungi, Ascomycota, Eurotiomycetes, Eurotiales, Aspergillaceae. Gene Ontology annotation, cellular component: cytoplasm. Bases 1 to 861 code for a protein of 286 amino acids. The transcript has 3 exons. Gene Ontology annotation, molecular function: aralkylamine N-acetyltransferase activity. The record is from RefSeq and is a predicted model, not a curated record.